Messenger RNA from Aspergillus homomorphus CBS 101889, 1617 nucleotides. RefSeq names its product flavin monoamine oxidase family protein. The coding region runs from base 1 to 1617 and encodes 538 amino acids. Gene Ontology annotation, molecular function: oxidoreductase activity. The record is from RefSeq and is a predicted model, not a curated record. The transcript has 4 exons. Lineage: Eukaryota; Fungi; Ascomycota; Eurotiomycetes; Eurotiales; Aspergillaceae.
AUGCCCUAUCUGACGAGAACGGUUCCGGAGGGACAUAAGCCCAGAGUGGCCGUCAUCGGAGCCGGCUUUGCAGGCUUGCGAUGUACAGACAUCCUUAUCCAGAACGGUGCCCAUGUCACUCUGUUCGAAGCAAGAGAUAGACUCGGAGGCAGGGUACAUCAGAGCAAGGUCCAUGAUCAUCUGGUUGAUAUGGGCCCUAAUUGGAUCCAUGGCACUGGGAAGAACCCGAUAGUCAGUAUCGCUGAAUCUACGAACACCGUCGUUCAAGACUUUGAGGGAAACAUGGCUCUCAUAGCCCCUGACGGGAAGCCGAUCAAUGAUGAGGUCGCUGAAAAGAUCUCCGACAUCUUGUGGUCAACCAUCGCAAAGGCUUUCGAGUAUAGCAACAUCUACAAAGAGACGAUCCCUGUGGAUCGGAGCUUGUUCGACUACAUCAAAGAGCAAGUCGAACAUACAGACCUCAGCGAAGACGAAAAGGCUCUGUGUAUUGAAUCGAGUAGGAUGUGGGGAGCAUACGUCGGCGACCCCAUCGAGAGGCAGAGUCUGAAGUUUUUCUGCCUUGAAGAAUGCAUAGACGGGAAUAACUCUUUCGUUUCAUCCACAUACAAACAAAUCCUAGAACAUGUCUCCAAGCCAGCACGCCAGCACGCCGACAUCCGCCUCAACCAACCGAUCACCAAGAUCGAGUCGCCGCCUCGCGAAAAUACCGCCACCCCGACAUCCCCCCAACAAGUCACCCUCACCACGGCCUCCGGCGAGACCUCCCAGUACGACGAAGUAGUCGUCACCUGCCCGUUAGGCUGGCUGAAGCGCAACAAAGACGCCUUCGUCCCGGCCCUCCCACCGCGCCUCACCCAAGCCAUCGACAGCAUCUCCUACGGCCGCCUCGAGAAAGUCUACAUCACCUUCCCCCGCGCCUUCUGGCACACCGACCCCUCCCCUAGCACAAGCACAAAUAAUAAUAACAACAACAACAACAACACCUACAAAUCCUACCAAACCCCCACCUUCGCCCAAUUCCUCAACCCAACCUACGCAUCAACCACCCACCCACCCUCGAUCCACUGGAACCAAGAAUGCAUCUCCCUGGCCGCCUUCUCCGACACCGCAAACCCGCAAACCGCCCACCCCACCCUCCUCUUCUACACCUUCGGGCCCUGCGCCACGCACAUUGUCACCAAGAUCGCGCACCUGGCCCCCACCUCGACAGAGUACUAUCAGGUCCUGCACGAAACCUUCCAGCCGUUCUUCGCCCGCCUCCACAAUUACCGCCCCGACGCGCCGGAGUGCCAGCCCCUGGCGUAUCUGGCGACGCAGUGGCAGAAUGACCCCUUCGCGGGGCAUGGCUCGUACUGUAACUUCCAGGUCGGGGUGCACGAAGCGGAUAGGGAUAUUGAGGUGUUGCGGGCUGGCAUGGGGGCGGAGCGCGGCGUGUGGUUUGCCGGCGAGCAUACGGCGCCGUUUGUCGCGUUGGGCACGACGACGGGUGCGUAUUGGAGUGGGGAGCGGGCUGCUGGGGCGAUUUGUGAGGUUUAUGGGCUGGGAAGAGUCGGGAUGGGGGUUGGUAGGGAUGAUUCGUUACCUUCGGCGGGUGGGGUCAGGGUUGGUGGAUGUUGA